Molecule: messenger RNA, 11633 nt
Organism: Atta colombica
Lineage: Eukaryota; Metazoa; Arthropoda; Insecta; Hymenoptera; Formicidae
Product: serine-rich adhesin for platelets-like
Exons: 18
Coding region: 16-11529 (3837 amino acids)
Biological process (GO): chitin catabolic process; carbohydrate metabolic process
Cellular component (GO): extracellular region
Molecular function (GO): chitinase activity; chitin binding
Source: RefSeq, a predicted model, not a curated record
AAGAACUUGAAGACGAUGCUGGCGAUCGGCGGUUGGAAUGAAGGCUCCAGCAGAUUUUCACCGAUGGUAGCCGAUUCUGCGAGACGACGGGAAUUUGUCAAGAACGCUAUUAAGUUCCUUAGACAGAAUCAUUUCGAUGGCCUCGAUCUCGACUGGGAAUAUCCAGCAUUUAGAGAUGGCGGAAAACCGCGAGAUAAGGACAAUUACGCCGACUUGGUGCAGGAACUUCGUGAGGAGUUUGAGAGAGAAUCUUCGAAGACCGGAAGAUCAAGAUUGUUGCUAUCGAUGGCGAUGCCCGCCGGUGCCGAAUAUAUCGACAAAGGUUACGAUGUACCCAGACUAAAUGAAUACUUGGACUUUAUUAAUUUACUCUCUUACGACUAUCACUCGGCGUACGAGCCCGCUGUCAAUCAUCAUUCACCAUUGUAUCCCCUGGAGGAGGACAACGAAUACAAUUACGAUGCGGAAUUGACUAUUGAUUAUACAAUAACUCAUCUCUUGGAGAAAGGCGCGUCCGCAGAUAAAGUCGUUCUUGGAAUACCAACAUAUGGUCGAUCAUAUACAUUGUUCAAUCAGGAUGCAACCGAACUCGGAUCGCCAGCGGAUGGUCCUGGUACCGAAGGAGAAGCCACUCGAGAGAAAGGCUAUCUUGCCUAUUAUGAGAUUUGCGAGAGUAUAGCAGAUUCUGACGAAUGGGAAGUUGUUCAACCAAAUCCAAAAGCUAUGGGACCAUACGCCUUCAAAGACAAUCAGUGGGUAGGAUAUGACGACGAGGAUAUAGUCAAAUUGAAAGCUCAUUAUGUGAAUGAGAAGAAAUUGGGAGGCAUUAUGUUCUGGUCGAUAGAUAAUGAUGAUUUUCGUGGGAAAUGCCACGGUCGACCUUAUCCAUUGAUUGAGGCUGCCAAAGAAGCGUUGCUUACGGAUAAUAGGAAUACAAUCGACAAGACGAAGUCAGUAGAUAAUCGUAAAAAGACCCGCACGCAAAAUACGCAAAGCAGCACUCGUAAGUCGAGUAUAAGUAACCGAAGAAGUAGCACUACAUCUGCUCCAAUUAUCAGCAAACGUGUGUCCUCUUCAAGACCAAAAUACCGUACCAUUUCACAAGCGAGCAAGGAAGAACAGGAAGAUCGGGAAGUAUCUAGGAGAUCAUAUGAUCCAUUAUCAGAUGAAGACACAGAGGGUAGAAACACUGUAAGAGUUACAGAGAAAACCGAGCGACCGAAGAAUCAAAACAGGAGUAAAACGCAAAGUGCUGAUCGUACUACUCGUAGAAAGCAUUCCAGACGUAAGGGGCAAAACAAGAUUGGCGAGAAUGAAGAAUCCUUAAGCAACAAGCUAACGACUCCCGAACCACCAACUACACCCGAUCCAGGAACUGAUUUUAAAUGUGAAGAUGAAGGCUUCUUUCCGCAUCCUCGUGAUUGCAAAAAAUAUUUCUGGUGUCUUGAUAGUGGUCCCGGUGGACUUGGCGUAGUUGCGCAUCAAUUCAUCUGUCCAUCAGGAUUGGUAUUCAACAAAGGGGCGGAUUCUUGUGAUUAUCCGCGUAACGUAAUUUGUCCCAAGACAUCGAAAACAUCGAUCGUCUCUACCACUAGAUCGCCCAUUACGGCCGCAACAAGUCGAACAACUUACUUGCACAGCACAACAACCGCAAAAGAGGAAUCAGAAGAGUACGAUUCGGAAGAGGAUGACAAUUUAGAAGAGGAUGACGAGGAAGACGAAGAAGAGGAAGAGGAGGAGAAGGAAGAACCGAUAACUACUACAACAAUGAGACCGCUUGUGUAUAAAACACUUACUAGAAAUAGACCAAGUACCACUACGACUACUACGACGACCACUUCGAAACCAAGUGAACGAGAAAAAAUUGACAGCGAAGACGAGGAAGAUCCAAAAGUUAUCAAAGAACUCAUCGAUCUUAUAAAAAAAGCUGGAGGAAUAGAAGAGUUGGAAAAGCAAUUGCUAUUUCAAGAAAAGAAUUCGGAUACCAAAUCAGGCAGCGAAAGUGUCACACCGGCUACGAUUAGUCGUAGUUUAUAUGAACGUGUACUGAAUCGCCAAACGAAUAGAAUUGGUAAUCAUCGACCCGUGUUAUCGUCCUCGGAAACCAGUUACGUGAACGGGCCAGGAAGAGCACAAUUCGAAGGUUUGGACGAUAUCCCUGAAGUGAAGAGUCUUAGACGAUCACAGAAACCUCAAUAUGUCACCAUCGAAAGAUCCAAAUCGAUCACGAAAGAAUCUUCAUCCGAGAACGAAGAUAUCAAUGAGGACGAGGAAAACAACAGUGAUGUAGCUUCUUCUGAGGGAAAAAGCAUUAGUAACCCGUUAGAAGAUAGCUUAUCCACUCAACGGGUGACGCCAAGUUACGUAAAUAUUCGACGAACACGACCUUUCACCACGACGUCUAAAAUCGAGAAUGACGUGGAAGGGAAGGAAAUUGAAAUCGAGGAGGAAAAACCGACUCGCAGACGACGACCGAUCGUUUCUUCAAAACAACAUGAUAAUGAAGCAAGCUCUGAAACGUCUAAACCUUUUCGAAAUCGUGAUUCAGGUUUCAGAAAAUCAGAGAAAAGAGAAGAUAAAAGCACGAAUCAUCAAUCAGCAGACAAAGAUAAUGAUUCAUCAACAACCAAAACUAGGUACUCUAACAUACAAAGAUUCAGAAGUACCACUUUGAAAACUUCGGAAGGUUUGUCUAGCAUAAUAUCAGAGAUUAGCGAGACGACUUCACCAACGAGAUUAGAAGAAUAUCCAGAAGUAUCUAGAAAAACAGUUAAUACGACCGCUUCGUUGUCUACAACGCCUGCAACGACUAUUUCGACUUCCACCGAAGUUAUCACCACAAUUAGUGUUGAACCACCAGAACCAUCAGAAAAUUCAUCUAAUGUUAGCUCUAGAACGGACAUCGACUCCACCACUGACUCGAUGAAACUGGUGGAAGAUUCGGCAACGGAGAUCUUAUUUACAACAUUGCCGGCAAUUAGUAGUAAUUUAAGCCAGUCGACGACGACAACAACAACAACGACGUUAGCAAGCAGAUCAACGAUCGCCGCAGUGUCGCAACCGCGACCUUUCGGUUUUACCAGACGAAGAUCCAGUUCAUUAGAAACGACGACGACGGCUACGACUCCAUUGAGCAGGUCCAAGGUGAGUAUUACGCCGCGAAAUUCUACGCGUCCGUCCAAUCCGGUUCUGGGGCGAAUUCGAUUAAGGACAAAACCAGUCAAACGAGUUACCGAGGAGGAGUUAGUGGAUCAAGUGGACAUUCCGCAUGCGGAGACUUUCACAUCCAGGAGCAAGGACCUUAGUAGAUCACGUGGCAGGGGAUCCAACAGAUACACUCCACCAACUUCGAGAUCAAAGACGCAAGACGUUUCCGUGAAUUCCGUCCCAGGUCUUAAGUUCAGAGAAAGAGGCAGAACAACAACUUCAACUACCGUUGGUACAGUUACCAUUGAUGAUGUUAAGAGAAGAUAUCGAAGACCUAGCAGCAGAGUCAAUAAUUCAGAAUCUAUUAAAGCCAAUGAAUUGGAUGAUAGCCCGAUAGUAAGAAUAACACAAGGUGGUUCUAGAAAAAAUCCGUUGUAUCAAUCGCAAUCUGAUGAGGAGAAUAAUAAAAUAACGAACAUCAGGGUAUUUAGAAAGCCGACUGUUAAUCGCGAAUUGUAUGACAGAACGAAGUACACAAGAAAGAGAAACAACGUGGAAGAGUCGUUGCAAAAAGUAAACGAUGACUUGAACCAAAAACACAUAGCAUCGACACUAAAAACUUUCAGAACAAGUACUUCUGCGGAAACUGACAGGAUUGAGGGAAAUGAUUUGUUGAAUGGCAUUGUUAUUGAUCAAUCAACCGCAAAAAUUGAUUCCGUUGUUGAAUCCAACACUAUCCAGCCGAUCUACGAUUUGAAACCAAUCGCAAUUGAUGUAACAACUAUAUCUAGCAAUAAAAUAGAUGCAAGCAAUCAAUCUAAAGAUACUGUUGCCACAACGACCACUCGCAUCGAAACUCAAUUUAAUCCCGAUUUGGUGACGAUUGUUUCUACCGAACGCGCCUUUGAUGUUGCAGAAAAAACAUCGGGAACAUCAAGAAAACGAAAAAUUUUCCUAAGAAAGAGACCAAUAUCAUCGAGCACAGUUGUCAAUAUUAUUGAAACAGAAGAAGAGGAAACAUCUCAAGGGCCUCGCAGACGAAAAGUGAUAAAACGUAAACGUCCACUUCAAAAUACUUCAACAUCGAUUGAAGUUUCCCUCGAAGAAGAAAAAGAUUCGAGUCUUCUUUUAAAACCGACGAUUCCAAUGGAAAGCGAUAAAGAUAUUGAAAAAUCGACAGUUUCUAUUAAUCAGACAGAGGUUACUUUAAUAAGCCAAAAUACUGAAGAAUCGACGAUUGUUACUGGUUUAACCGGAUUUACGAGAGAAAUGGAAGAUUCAACUUUGACUGUCACGGAAACUACUUUGUCUGCCGAUUACAACCCUGAUGGUUUCACGAAGGUUACUUUGGAGACUCCUGCAAUUGAAACCACGACGACAUCAAGCGAAGAAGUUACAGAUAUUCUCAGCACUGCUACUAUAUCAACGAUUAACACAGAUGCUGACGAGGUUCAGCGGUCAACGAUUGAAAUGGAUACUGAAGUUACUACAAUUGAAUCAACGUUGGCGACAGACACUACUUAUAACACUGAAAGUAUGUUUUUAGAAGAUGUAUUAAUACCAUCUACUGAAGCUGAGAAUUUAUCCACUACUCGCAUGCAAAUAACCACCACGUUGUCCACAUCGGAUUCAGAUUCAGCUACCACUCGUACGCAAGCAACUACUACACCAUUUACGACGGAAUCGGAUUCAUUUUCAGUUGCAAGAUCGACUUUUGAUUCGAGAUACGCACGUAAGAAGUUUAUUCGCAAGAAUCCUGUAUCAUCUUCAGGGAACACCACCAAUCAAUACGUUCCUGCGCUGUUAUCAACGGAAAACAGCAGCCUCGAGAUUCUCUCAAAACGCAAAAACCACUUAUUUAUUGGACGUCCAGUUUCUCCUAGCAUCGUUAAUAUACUUUACGAUAAUCUUAAAUAUAAGGAAGAGAAAGAAGGAGAAGAAAAAGAGAAUACAAACAGAUCUCGUGACUUAGCUAGACAAGACAUUGUAAAAGGUACGACUCUGAGAAACAAAUCGAUUUCGACAAAUGGUUUUUCGGAUGACACCUUGGAAUUCUGGAAACAUUAUACCACGACUUCGUUAAGAGAUCAAAUAAAUUAUUCUUCAGCUUAUAUUGAAGAUGUUGAAGACCGUAAAAUUGCGAGAACAGAGUUUACAGAAAAUAAUACGUAUCGAUUAACACCAAUUGUUACUCGCGGACCUGAGAUUCGGCCACGAUACAAGGUUCCAAUAAUAUUGAAGAGGCCAUUCGAUCCUGAAGAAGCUUUAUCGCCGAGGCGAUAUCCUCCGUUAGAUUCUGCACCUGAAGAAUCCGAGGAGACACCAGAGACAAGGAAUGCCAGACUGAGACAAUCCGGCUUCCGGCAGCCGCGAAUGCGUUAUAAGCUUCUAAAUCGGAAUAAUGUUAAAAUCGAGGAAAAAACUACGCAGCCGAGUCCGGAAUCUACGAGCACUUGGCAAUAUUUCAGAACACGUUCGUACCCAAAACGUACGUCGACCAGUACGGAAGCGGCAAUCACGGAGACUCUGAUACCGAUGAAAAAAUUUGAUUACGCUGCGGAUGCUUUCCAUCGGAAACACCAAUCACUGAGAACAACGAUGCCAAGGAGCAACGAUUUUUUUGACUCGCAAAAUUUAAUUGAUCCAUAUUAUACGCGUACUACAGUAAAACCAUCCGUAACUAGAUUGGUGACCUCGGUAACAGAGUCCGGUACCACGGAGCGGCAGAAGAUCCUCAUCAAGACCAAGUAUUCAUCAUUGACAUCGACCACGAGGAUACCAGCGGAUCAAUUCUCUCCAACAAUUCCAUCAAUUUUGGUGACUGGAGUCAAUGAUGACUCUGCCAACGAAGUUCGUUAUGGUAUCGAGCGAUCCACCUUGCCCAUCGAGGGCGAGUUCAAUUAUCGUUAUGAUGAUCGAUUCACUACAGAAUCUUAUGAGUCUUCGACUAUCGAAAUCGAGUCAGUCGCCGAUUCGGAAGCUAUUAGACUGCCGACUCUGAAGGAGCUGAUUGGCUAUCCGACGACUUACUACGACGAUCGUACUGCUAUGACGUCGUCAUCCAUACUCUUGCACUUGUUGCGUAACGAUGUGGACAACGAUAUUAGCCGGCAGAAUGUCGAGAAGUUGUUGAGAGGAACAGACGAAUCGCAAGAUGGUGAAAAAGAGAUCGCCCAAUCACCGAGAGACAUAAUUGAAGAAACCGAUGAUUCGUGGCUGCAACAAGCUUCAGAAAACAGAUCUCGCACUUUAAGAAAAGACGACGUUACAAACUUUGAUGAACGAGUUUCAGUCACGAACACUAUUCAAGAAGACGAGACUAAACGAAAGACAUCUACCAAUUCGGUUUAUUUGAAACCAACGACAAUGCGCAGCAUUUCUCUCAUUAGUCUGAUUUCUAAUCCGGUAAUGCGUGGGUUUUACAUCACCAGAAGCGAAAAUGCAUCAUCGAUUUUGGUGGAUAGAUCUACGCCACUUUAUACAACGACUGAUAUUCCCGUUGAACAGCAGACGGAAACCAUUUUAAUUUCCGACGUUUCUAUGCCUGAUGAGGCUGUUACUGUUGCUUAUAAUGAUCAGAUUGAAUCAGGACUUAAUCUUCUCGACGACAAUGUAAAUAUCAUUAACGACAAAAGUAUCGAUUUUCGCGGAGAGAAAUAUUCCGUAUCCAAUUCUUCAAUGACUUUUUCAAACGCUGAGACUUCAAAUCAUGAAAAAUCUGACUUAAUUACUAUUCUUGUCGAUAGGCCAAUAUCCAACAGAGAAAAAUUAUUGCGUAAUUUUGAUCAUAUGACGCCACUUUUUAACUCUUACGACGCAUCUUCGACAAAACGAAAAAUCGCCCUCGCUGUAAAUAGAUACAACGAAACCAUCACACCGUUGUGGACGGGGCGUAUAGUGGCAAAGAAAAGAAAUAGGACUACUGUUUCACCAAUCAAGGACGCUAUAAGACAAACGGAGAGCGAUUCUAUUUAUGCCGUAACUAACACUUUAAGAAGUGCUUCUCUAACUACUGAAGCUUCGACUUUGGCUUCAAGAAAUAAACUUCCUACGGCUUCGAUCAUAUCGACAACUUCUCUAACGGUACCCGAUGAUUUUACAUCUCCUGAAAUUCUAAGCGUUUAUAAUAAUCUUGCGAAUUCUAAUGCCAAAACUGAAGACUCAGAAAGUAAUGUAACUGAGAUAGUGACUUUAACAAAUUCAAUAAUCGCAGCGACUCCUUCUAUUUUAAAAACUAUUCCAUCAAAUGAUGCCACAACUGCUGAUAUUUUAACGUUUUCGGAUGAUUCUACAAUCAUGAAUGUUCCUAUAACGCAUUCUGUUACGACGUCAUCGACGAUAGCAGUUUCAAAAGCACCUACAGUUGCGACUGAAAUUGCCAUAAUCUAUACACCCACAAUUAUAAGUACUGAAGUUGAAACUACUCCAAAUUAUUCCGUAACUGAUAAUCCAUUAAUGGAGAAUGCAAUUCUGACUGAUCCUGCAACUACGAUUACAUUCGCAACAAAUACUGAAAGUGAAAUUCCUUCUACAAAUGUAAAUAUAAUUCCGGAGACUACUACAGUUGUAACCGAUCAUGUAACUACAGUAACAAAUGCUGGAGCCGUAAAAAAUAUUAUAUCCACACCAAUAACUGCUAAUGUACAAGAAAUUGCAAAUGAUUCUGCAAAUAUGACUACAGUGCAAAUUACAAAUGCUAAUAUUGGUAUUACUUCUUCAAUAAUAAAUUAUUCCACAGAUGCAAUUCCAACAACUAUAAGUACGUACGAUGUUGAUUCUACAACCUUGGUUACAGCUGCGAGUGUUACAGAUGAAACAUUUUCCAUAACUAAAAAUUAUUCCACAUUCACAAUUAAGAAUGCUACAAUUCCCGUCACUACUUCACCAUUAACAGUCAUUCCUUCAACUACGAACACACAACAUAUACAUGUAACUGCACCCAUGACAACGAAUAAUCUCGCAGAUAUAAACACUAAUGUAACAACAAAUAUAAUGACUACGCCUCUUAAUGUAAUUAUUCCAACGACUACUGAUCUUAAUGUAAUUACAUCGUCUAUAAAUACAAACAUUCCUUCCACUUCUUCAACUAGCGAGAUCUCGCCAAUUACAAUUCGAUCUAAAAAUAGUUCUGUGACUUCGCCCAAGGCUCUAAUUAUGAAUACAGACAUAACUUCAACAAAUUCUGUUUCUACAAUUUUAACGCCUGAAUCUUCUACAAUACAUCUCACAAAUUCAAGUAAUUUUAAUAUUAGCAAUUCCGAGAUAUUAACCGUUACAACAAUUGCAGAAACUACUGAAAUUACUGAAAUUCCUACGUUCGAAAUCCCUUCAACAUUUACUUCGACAGUGAUCGUAUAUCCAAAGCCUCAUUCUAGUACAAAUUUCGAAGCAUUAUCUGUUGUAACAGCUACAUUGUCAACCCAAGGGGAUGAAAAUUCCUCGACUCCGAUAAUCACUCAAACUCCUUCAAUUACAACAUUAAUUACUAACAAAACGAUUGUAGCUGUAGAACAAUCUACAGAUUCUACGACACCCUUUGCGACUACUGACGAAUUGAUUGCAAUAAACUCCACUAUUCAAACAACUACGGACACUUAUAAAUCAGAUUUUGUACGAACAAUAAAUGAAGAGUCUUUAAUGCUAGAACAAAAGACAGAUUUUAAGGAAGCUAUGUCAAUAAAAACACAAAGUCAAAUUGAAGAUCAAACAAUUGCGACCAUUAGCAAAUUGAGUUCUGCCCAAAUGAGGAAUGAUUCUACAGCUCCAGAAAUAAAGAUGUCAGAAGAAAGUAUUUCAAAGAUUACAGAAAACCAGAAUCAAACGAUUUUGGAAUUGAACACAACCAAUUAUCAAUUCAGUCAAAAAACUGCUAAACGUCGCGUUUUAAAUCGAACAAACAAUUGGCUUGGAAGUCCUACAACAUUACAAAGAACUAAUGAACAUCAGGUUACAUUGUACCGUAGACGAUCACAAAGACCUACUGCUCAUAUUUCGUCUUCAAAAGCGAUCGAGAAGAAUCGUAAAAGAAGAAUCAUACAAAAAAGAAUCAGAAUUAAUUCUAAAGCGUUCAAUAAUACUAUUAGAUCCGAUCAAGAUACUAUUGAUGUUCAAAAUAUUACUGAUCAUGCUUAUGAUCAGAUGAAAAAUAUGAGAAGAAGGAAAGUUGUACUGAAGAAAAGAAUCAAGGAAAAAACGAAUAUCAUUUUACCCACAGAAGAAACAACAGUAUUUCUUCAGACACCUAUCAUUAUUGAGAAUGAAACACUUCAAACUCAUUAUGAGAAUGAAAAUAUUAAAGAAAAACAAGAAAUUAUAUUGAAACAGUCUAAAGAAACUAAGAAUUUUUCUGAACUAGAAAAUCCAAAAGAUAAACCUAAAUCAGAGGAAAAGAACCUAAUCGAAGGAGAAAGAGUAGAUUUUGAUUCUAUCAAUACAAAUCUGCGAGACAAUUUUCCGAAAAGUUCUUACGCAAAUAAGAAUCUUUCUGAUAAAAGAAUCACAAGAAGAAGAAUGAGAGUAUUGAAGAAUGUUAGAUCUAAAAUUGAAGAGAAGAAUUCCACGAUUGAAGAAACAAAUCCUGAUUUUGCCAAUAAAAAUUUUCAAAAUAAUUUUUUAAAUAAUCGUAACAUAAGUCAGAAUUUUCCCAAUGAAGAAAAAACAAGAAGAAAAAUGAGAGUUGUAUUAAAGAGAAUUAAAUCUAAAGCUGAAGAAGAGGAGACAAAAACUGAAAAAGUCAGUACAGAAGAUGAUUUUACCAAUGAAAGUCUCCAAGGUACUUUUUCUAAUAAUUUUUACAGCGCUAAGAAUUUUCCCGUUGAAUAUAGGACUGGAAGAAGAAUGAGAGUAUUAAAAAGCGUUAAACUUAAGACUGAAGAAAAGAAUCCAACAGAAGAAAUAAUUGUAGAGCCUGAUUCUAUCAAUGAAAAUCUACAAGGCACUUUUUUAAAUAAUUUUCGCAACGUUAAGAAUCUUCCUAUUGAAUAUAGGACUAGAAGAGUGAGAGUUGUAUUAAAGAACGUCAAACUUAAAUCUGAUCCGGAAAAGAAUUCAAUAGUUGAAGGAAUAACUGUAGAUCCUAAUUUCACCAAUGGAAGUAGAGACAGCUUUUCAAAUAAUUUUCGCAAAAAUUUUCCUGUCAAACAUGGAACUAAAAGGAGAAUGAGAGUUGCAUUGAAAAGCAUCAAGCCUAGAUCCGAGGAAAACAAUUCAACAAUUAAACAAACGAGUAUAAAUUCUGAUUCUAAUUUUUCUGAUAAAGAUUUUCAACAUAAUUUUUCUAGUAAUCUUCAUGAGAAUCUUUUUAAUGGAGAAGACGCACAAAGAAGAAUGGAAGAUGCAUUGAAAAAUGUCAAAUCUACAUCCAAGGAAAGAGAUUCAGUAGCUGAAGAAACAAAUGUCGAUUCUGAUUUUGCUAGGAAAGAUUCUCAAGUAUUUAACACGUUCCACUUUUUAAGUAAUCUUCAUAUGGGCAAUAAUCUUCCCGACAAGAAAAAGAUGAUGAAGUAUUCUAAAUCCGAGGAAGAGGAGGCGAUGACUAAACAGCCGGAAGACACGGAGUCGCAAACCACGAGGACGUCUGUUCCGAUCGAGAAGGACACUGAUCGAUUCUCACUCGAGGUGACGAAUAAUAAAUCGAUUAAUCGCAACUCAGAAAGUGGACAUUCUAAUAGACGUAGGAAACCGACGCCGUUCACAACGAUCGCUCCGCUAACCAACACCUUAUCGAAUACAGUUCAUCGAAGACGUAGACCGGUUGAGACCACAAUAUCAUCGAGGAUAGAUUUCAUCGACGCAUUCGAAGGCACCGAGUCCUAUGUUAAGCCGGCUAUCGUCUUGCAUGAUCAGAAUGCAGACGUGUCCGAUCAAAGCAUCCGCGCCCAAGAAUUCGCGGUGACGCUAUCGGAUCCGCCGUCCUCGACGUCAGACAUUGGUCGAACACCAUUAAGGGAUAUCGAUAGGCGCAAGAUAAGCACCACCGUGAUACCUAGAACAGAUCCUACGACCAGUAGGACAGUUUCAAGAUAUGAUAUGAACUUUCGAAGCCGCCAGAGAUCUCAGACGAAAGACAGGCCUACGGUGAACACGACUACAAGGCCUAGAAGACCACCAGUGAUUGACUAUGAUUAUUACGAGGAUGAGGUGCCGAUUGUCAUCGGCAAAUCCGUCCUCAACAGUAAACUCUUCCUCACGAGUAAAGGUACCAUACGUUGCAUGGACCAAGGCAAUUUCCCGCAUCCGCACUCGUGUAAAAAAUUCAUCUCUUGCGCUCGUAUGGUGAACGGUCAGGUGAUCGGAACCGAGUACACUUGUCCCGACAAACUAUCCUUCGAUCCGGUUGGCGGUAUCUGCAAUUGGUCUGCCGGUCUCGGUUGCAAGGAUUAAUAGAGGCUUUGCUUCAAUCACUCGACAGUUCAAUAAAAAGAAGUUAUUUUAUAGGCUCGAUUACAUCAAUAGCUCCUAGAAUUUUCUCUCUUUUGUCUCUAUUA